AUAGCUUCCUCCAUAAGCCUUCACUUUCUUUUCUUGGCGAGUCAAGGAACAAAGCUGUCCAAGAUCAAGCUCCCUUUAAGUUUUGGUGUCCCUCCCAAUCACCCUCAUCUUUUUGGCAAGCACCAAAAACGCACAACCACAAUCUCACACUCCAAUAUCCAACAUCACCCCAGGUGCAUGCUACGGUCUUCGGUGGAAAGGUGACACAACAACAAUAAUACCAUAAUACCACCAACCAAAGAAGUCGACGGCCCCUACCACAACCCGCUUUUCCACUACUGAGUACAGUUUCAAAGCCGACGAUGAAGAAAGGCAGCAGCGACAAAAGCAUCUCCUCUAAAAAAUGUGUUGGCAUAGCGACUGAUGAAUCGCAGUGGGAGCAGUCCUCGACCGAAAAUUUUGGUGAUGGUCAAGACGAUGUGGCAAAUGAACCUUUUCUUCGAGAUGUUCUAACCAAGCGACCAGAACUGGAAGCGGCACAAUACGCAGCAGAAUCUCGUCGACAGUCAGAGAAACUACCGCUACCAACACCCCGACCAUCUCGCGCUUCCAGCGACUUUUCUACCGGUAGCCGACAUGGGGCCAAUGUAGCCAGAAGACGCCAACCAGUGGCAAACUCUAUAACCAUUGAGAGUUCUACCAACCGAGAAAUUCUCAAGACUGUACAAGGAAGAGCCACUUUGCCACAAGCGGACUUGCAAGAAGCAGCACGAACUGUUCACAGUGGCAGCAGCACCACAGAUCCCCGCCGACGCACACCACAGCGCCAGGAGCCACCUGGUCCGGGGGCAUACAUGGGUGCUCCUGGCGAGUUAAUGCGACGAACAUCGAGUGUCGACUAUAGCGUUCUCGCUGCUGUAGCCAGCGGCAGUGAAGCCACUCUGGAUUUGGAAGUGGGGGCACAGCCUCCAGUCGAGUCCAUUCCACAAGAAAUUGAUGUCGACGACGUAAUUGUUGCCAUUCAAAGCAACGCUGAACUAUCCAGUGCCAUGCUGCACAGAAGUGCGGAACUAGUAACCAGUGCACAUCUCAGUAAUGAUGCCCUAGUGGUUGCCAACCCAGUUGCGGAAGAGAGCCCCGCUGAAUUGCCGAAAGCCACCCAAUAUGACUUGGAAGAACUGGAUGGGGCAAGACAGAAGCGCCAACGAAAGACUUCACUGUUCUUGAUUGUUGGCUUCUUGAUUGCCGUUGGCAUUCUUCUUGCUGUUGUUUUCCUUGUUGUACUCAAUGCAAAUGAGAAGGUUACUAAUAUGGAAAGUAAUGCAACCCAGACUACCUCACUGCCAACGGAAGCACCAUCCCUGUCUUCGGAAGAUGAAGUACUACAGUUGCUACCUCCUGACACACAGAGAGCCAUUCUCAACAUUCCAGACUCGCCGCAGGCAAGGGCGUACUCUUGGGUGCUCGAUGAUCCCAAGCUGACAAACUAUUCCUCAUGGCGAGUUCUUCAGAGAUUUGUGUUGGCGACUCUGUAUUGGGCUACCAGUGGAGACAACUGGUAUCACAAUGACAAUUGGCUGCUGUACAAUGUUAGCGAGUGUGACUGGUUUUACCACAAAGGUGCCUUCUCAUUGACAGGGAGGGAAUACAAUUGGACUCCGUGCCUAACAGAUGCCAAUGCACCAACCCUCAGCAAUGGAACCAACUUGGAUCGUGUUGUUCAAUUCGUCAAGCUAGAUGCCAACAAUUUGCAGGGAGAGCUACCAGAUGAGCUAUAUUUGCUGACUGCCUUGCAAGGGAUCUUCUUGGCAGGGAAUCCCCUGAUCGGAGGCAGCCUCUCACCUCUUAUUGGCAACUUUGAGCACUUGAAAGCCCUUGACAUGGAUAGCACUGGCCUUCAAGGGUCAAUUCCUGUAGAGUUGGCUUCACUAUCGGGCCUCACUCAAGUGACGCUGCAGUUUAACCAAUUGCAGGGCCCACUCCAUUCAGAACUCUUUGCCCUCCCAGAGCUUCGAAUUCUUGGGCUCUCUCAGAACUUGAUAACAGGAACUAUUCCCACUGAGAUUAUCCUUGCCUCGGGACUGAUAUUUCUCCACAUGGACAAUCUUGGCUUGCAAGGUCCUAUCCCAUGUGGAGACAUUGAACACUUGACCAAUCUUCGGUUCUUGUCUCUCCAUACAAACCAUCUAGAAGGCCAAGUUUGCAGUGAAAUGGGCUUGCUUACUUCUCUGGCUGGUUUGCAGCUUGGUGAUCCAGGGCUGACGGGCUGGGUUCCUACUGAGCUUGGUUUGCUCUCCUCCUUAGAAAGGCUGGACAUUGUGAAUACACAAAUUUCUGGGCCACUACCAUCUGAACUGGGAGGGCUUCACUCUAUCAAAGAAUUGCUUUUGCAAAACAAUGCUUUCCAAGGCCCCUUCCCAUCAGAAUUAGGGCUUCUUACAACCAUGGUCUAUGGAUCCAUGAAUGGCAACCAAAUGUCAGGAACGCUUCCAAAUGAGAUUGGUGGGCUCUCUGCAGCAACAACCCUGUACCUGUGGGGAAACCAAUUUACUGGUACAGUCCCUACAACAAUCGGAAACAUGGUUAACAUGAAUGAUUUACAGCUUGCACGGAAUUUGUUGUCCGGAGAGCUACCAACUGAAAUUGGCAAUUUGAAUUCCACAUUGCAGAGGCUUUACAUCUUUGACAACCAAUUUUCAGGUGCCCUGCCGACAGAUUUUGGAAGGCUAUCACUAUUGCAAGACCUGCAAGUGAACAAGAAUACCAUGAUGUCUCAGCCCCUGCCAUCAGAAUUGGGACUGAUGAUUUCUCUUAAGUGCUUCUGGGCUGAUUAUAACAGCUUUUCUGGAACCAUCCCUUCGGAGCUAGGGAAACUCGCCCUCAUGGAGGUGAUGUAUUUGUCAGGAAACCAGUUUGCACGGAUGCCAAGUGAACUGGGGCUCAUGGGAUCCUUAAGAGUACUCUGGCUGCAACAAAACAACUUUGUAGGCUCCAUCCAUUCAGAGCUUGGAUUGCUCCCUGUGCAGGACCUCAGACUGGAAGAAAACCAGUUGACAGGAAGAUUACCAACACAAUUGGGGCUGAUGACUUCAUUGAAACGUUUCUCGACAGAAAGAAACCAAAUCACUGGUCAGAUCCCUUCCGAGCUUGGAUUGAUUCCUCUUGCAAACUUGAGGUUGUCCAGCAACCGGAUGACGGGCAGCCUCCCAAGCGAAUUGGGACUUCUAGAUGACAGUACACAAAUCAGGAUUUUUGGAAACAACUUCACUGGCGUACUGCCUGCUGAGCUCUGCUCCAAAUCUUGUCAAGGUUUGACCUUCCCUUUUGAAAAAGUCCAGUAUUUCCUUGAACGUGAUGCAGGUGUGAACACUGAUGCUUGCACCUGCACUUUUGGGAGUGGAUUCCCAUCUCCUCAAGCAACUCAUGAAGUUGUGAUUAAUGUUCAAUACGAUGACUCCCCUGACAAGGAGACAUUGUGGGCAUGGGAGCGAUGGGUAGCAGCCAAUGAAACCCAUGAUGGUACUUGGGUUGAAUCUGCUAUUUCUCUAAGCACUGUUGCAGAGAAAGGCAGAUGGGUCAGUUACCCUCAACGCUCUUUGCUUCCAGAAACCCUGUAUCGAUUCUUUGUCACCGACGUGUCUGAAGAUGGUUUCUCCACCGGCAGUCAAAGUUCUGUAUCAAUCACAAAUGGAACGGUUCCUGGGCCAGGCUUCAAAGGCACCAUAUUGUGGGAACUUUCACCUGAUAUGGAUACAAGGAUGCCUGGAGCCUUUGUGUGGGUUGAUGCCUUGGGCUUGACUUCCAUUGUGAAUCCGUAAACGUCCAAUGAACCCACCCAAAGUACCGUACGGAUAUGAGUACAUUCAAUAGCCCGAUUUCGACGUGGACCGAUGCUCCUUCCCCCGAGUACUGACUUCUUAUAGUCUAUACUAGUGGAAACAUUCGUGCAAAUAAACAAUAUGCAAGCCCAGGUUUAAUGAUGCUUGCUUGAUAUGGUAGGUGUAUAAUUAGUUCAGAUUCCCCAUCCCGGCGUGUGCUGCUUGAGCGCUACGAGUUCCCAGCGCCCAUCGUAGGG
Messenger RNA from Seminavis robusta, 4015 nucleotides. The record is from the annotation of a GenBank genome assembly. NCBI's taxonomy places the organism in Eukaryota, Bacillariophyta, Bacillariophyceae, Naviculales, Naviculaceae.